Messenger RNA from Halteromyces radiatus, 2539 nucleotides. Its product is annotated as Fungalysin metallopeptidase-domain-containing protein. The record is from RefSeq and is a predicted model, not a curated record. Gene Ontology annotation, molecular function: zinc ion binding; metalloendopeptidase activity. The transcript is spliced from 3 exons. Lineage: Eukaryota; Fungi; Mucoromycota; Mucoromycetes; Mucorales; Cunninghamellaceae. Bases 76 to 2316 code for a protein of 746 amino acids.
UUUUUUUCUACUUCUUUUUUUUUUAUUUUUUAUUUAUUUAUUUAUAUAUUAUAUAUAUAUCUCUUUCAAUUAGUUAUGAAAUAUCCUAUUAGUUCGGCCAUUGGACUUUUUCUUGGUAUAAGUCAAGUUAUAGCUGCAAGUCUUCCUUUACAUUCAGAACAACAAGAACUUGUACCUAACUUUGGACCUGAUGGUAUUCAUCGGGAAUAUAUUGCAGAUACAACUAUUCCUUCUUCUUAUCAAGCCGCGUUAACUGGACAAAUAGAACCUGUACAAGCUGCUUUGGACUUUGUACAUUCCCGUCUUACUUCAAGUGAAUUCAUUGUCCAUUCUUCUUACAAGUCAGAUCUCAAUGGUGUAACUCAUGUCCAUCUUCGUCAAGUUGUUAAAGGUCUACAAGUUUUGAACGCAAAUAUCAAUGUUAACGUCCUUCCAAAUGGUCAAAUCUUAUCUUAUGGCGAUUCCUUUGCAAAGUCUCAUAUUAAAAUUCAAAAAUUAUUUUCUCCUACUUCUUUUUUCCAGCAAGUUCAAAGUGGAUUGGCACAAAUCAUUUUGGGUAGUAACCGCAGUCUUAAGCAAAGUGAUCAACGAUUCUCCGAAGAAGCGGCAAAAGUGGAAGAACAAUACAACUUUGUUAAAGGUCACAACUUGAUUUCGCCCAAUGAAGCAGUGGUAGCACUAUUGGACUUUGUGAAACCAAAAUUACCAGAUCCAAGCAUCGCCUCAAAAUUACGCCCUGAUGAUCUAACGCCUACGCAUUCUCUUCGACCUCAUGAUGAUGAUGGCAAUGGUGAACCUACUCUACAAUUCGAAGGUGUUCCCUUUUCUCUUAACCCAGUCCGUGUUCGUCGAGCUUAUGUGCAACAAAACAAUGGUGAUCUCGCUCUUGUAUGGGAUGUAGAAAUGGAACUGGAAGAUAACUGGUAUAGUGGUCAAGUCCAUGCCUUUGAUGGUACUAUGGUUAGUCUUAUUGAUUGGGUUCAUGAAUCUGGUCCUGUUGAUACUUAUUACAAUGUGAUUCCAUUUGGUGCCAAUGAUCCUUCUGACUCUGAUCAACAAUUAAUCAAGAAUCCUUACGAUUUAUUCGCUAGUCCUGAAGGUUGGCAUUCACAAGGUGGUUAUAGCGGGAAAGGUCAAAAUCAAAUAUUCAACGUGACAGUCGGUAACAAUGUCUAUGCCCAUACUAAUCCAGAUGGCGGAUACAACUGGGAAAACAAUUAUCGACCUCAAGGACAUACUGGUGGUGAAUCUGGUGAUGCUCUGGUAUUUGAUUACAAGGCUAGAUUUGAUGUGGAUGAACCUGAAACUUACGAAGAUGCCGCAGUGACCAAUUUAUUCUACUGGUGUAAUACCGCGCAUGAUUUGUUCCAUCGUUAUGGGUUUGAUGAAAAGGCAGGUAACUUUCAACAAGACAAUCUAGGUCGUGGACGGGCUAAGGAUCAACAAGUAGAUGAUGGCGAAGGUGACGCUGUAGUGGCCAAUGCUCAAGAUGGUUCUGGUCGAGAUAAUGCCAAUUUUGCUACUCCUCCAGAUGGUCAACAUGGCAAGAUGCGAAUGUAUGUAUGGGACCAAACAAGUCCUAUGCGUGAUGGUGAUUUUGAAAGCGGUAUUGUGAUUCAUGAAUAUACACAUGGUGUUUCCAAUCGUUUGACUGGUGGUCCAAAGAACAGCAACUGUCUUGGUUAUGGUGAAGCUGGUGGUAUGGGUGAAGGUUGGGGUGAUUUUGUUGCCACCAUUAUUCGUAUGAAGCCUGAAUACAAACGUGAUAUUGAUUUUGGUAUGGGUAAUUGGGCCAAUGGUGGUGAAGGUAUUCGAAAAUACAAGUAUUCUACAAGUCAAUCCACCAAUCCUAGUACUUACCGUAUUAUGGACCGAUUUGAUUAUUGGGGCGUUCAUGCUAAAGGUGAAGUGUGGGCCGAAAUGCUUUAUGAAGUGUAUUGGAAUUUAGUCGACAAGCAUGGUUUUACUCCUGAUUGGCUCCCUCCUGCCACUGUUACUACUACAAACAAUCGUGGUAUACCUAUCAUGUCUGAUGAAGAUAUUCAAAAUGCAAAGAAUCAUAUUAUUUCUCAUGGUAACACAUUGGCUUUACAAUUAGUCUUGGAUGGUAUGAAACUUCAACCUUGUUCUCCUUCCUUCACUGAUGCUCGGGACGCUAUUUUGGAUGCUGAUAAGGCUUUGACUGGAGGUGCCAAUUAUUGUGAUAUUUAUGCUGGUUUUGCUAAACGUGGAUUGGGUGUCAAGGCUAAAUUGGCGAAACAAGGAUGGAUUGAACAACGCAAGGAAAGCUUCGAUGUCCCACCUCAAUGUCGCUAGAGUAAUUCCUCCUUGGAUUAUAUGUAGAUUUCCUCAUUUACUUUAGUGUAAUUUAUUUGUUUGAUAUUUUUUUUUAUUCAUUUUAACUUUUUGCUUGAUUGGUUUGUUAUCAAAAGGGCAAACAGUAUUGUAGUAUAUGUUUUACAUUUUUUUUCUUCUCUUCUGUUUAGUUUUUACCCUUUUCUUUUUUUUUUUUUUUUUUUGUGAUGCCUUUCAUUCUCCA